Messenger RNA from Melitaea cinxia (Glanville fritillary), 714 nucleotides. It is a transcript of the gene CPR97, whose product is annotated as cuticle protein 8-like. Bases 39 to 647 code for a protein of 202 amino acids. NCBI's taxonomy places the organism in Eukaryota, Metazoa, Arthropoda, Insecta, Lepidoptera, Nymphalidae. The transcript has 3 exons. Gene Ontology annotation, cellular component: extracellular matrix. The record is from RefSeq and is a predicted model, not a curated record.
AUCAUUUCUAAGUGAUCGAUAAAAUUGUGUGUAUCAAUAUGUUCGCUAAGAUCGUUACUCUUUGCGCUGUCGUAGCUGUAUCUUCAGCAGGACUGUUGCCAGCAGCUGUCCACUACUCACCAGCUGAAGCCGUCUCUUCCCAAAGCAUCGUUCGUCACGAUGAACCUCAAAUCUUAGCAAGCAAAGUCCUUGCUGCACCCGUCGCUAAGUACGCAGUCACUGCACCCGUUACCUACCAUGCUGCACCUGCACAAGUUGCAUACCACACCGCACCCGCUGCCUACGCCUAUCAAGCUGCCCCAGCACCUAUCGCCUACCAAGCUGCUCCCGCAGCUAAACUUGUCGCCCAUGAAGAAAUUGCCUACCCCAAAUACGAGUACUCUUACUCUGUAGCUGACGGACACACCGGUGACAACAAGCAACAGCAAGAGAUCCGCGACGGUGAUGUCGUUAAGGGUUCCUACUCUUUCCUUGAGGCUGACGGCUCCGUUAGAACUGUAGAGUACUCCGCUGACGACCACAAUGGUUUCAAUGCCGUAGUACACAACAGCGCACCCACCGCUGCCCCUGCUAUCAUCAAGGCUGCCCCCAUCGCAAUCAAGUCCCCCGUCUACGCCGCUCCUGCUCUCCAGUACUACCACCAUUAAGAAAAAAAUACCUUGUUUUAUAAUAACUGAUUGUUGACUGUUUAUUUAUUGUAAUAUACGACAAGUG